CUUCUGCUUCUCCUCGUUGCCAUUUCCAAGCAGGACACUGGUGUCUCCUGCUCCAUCUCCCCAUCUGUGCAACGAUAUGCCCAAGAUGCAGGCUGCGUGGCUGAUGCUGAUUUACCUGGCUGGAGGGCAGCUUGCAAGUGCCACACUCUGCAAGACGUACGGCGGCAUCCCGGGUAUCCCGGGCUCACCGGGGCAGCCCGGCAGCGACGGCAGAGACGGGGUCAACGGCCCCAAGGGAGAGAGAGGUCCUCCUGGCCAGGUGGAGCACGAGGCAGACAAGGGAGAGACGGGAGAUCCAGGAGAACCAGGCUACCCGGGGAAGGUCGGCCCUAGAGGCCCUCCAGGUCCUAUGGGAACACCAGGUCCCAUGGGACCCCCUGGCUCUAAAGGAGACUCUGGUGACUACAAAGCCACUGUCAAGUCUGCUUUCUCUGCUGCCAGGAGCAUCAGCAUGUACCCACGGCGAGAGCAGCCCAUCCGCUUCAACCGCGUCAUCACCAACGAGAAGGGUCACUACGAGAGCCGCUACGGCCGCUUCGUCUGCCACGUCCCUGGCAUCUACUACUUCACCUACCACAUCACCUCCAGGGCCAACCUCUGCCUCAAUGUGAAGAAGGGCCGUGGUGGCAGCAGGGGGGAGAAGGUGGUGACCUUCUGUGACUACGUGCAAGGAGGGUACCAGGUCACCACGGGAGGGGUGGUCCUCAGGCUGGCGGCCAACGAGUCCGUCUGGCUGGAGCCGACGGAGAAGAACUCAGUGGUGGGGAUUGAAGGCUCUGACAGCAUCUUCUCUGGCUUCCUCAUCUUCCCUGAGGUUUAGCCUGCUGAGGGUGACUCUCCCCAGCCCUCCUCCUGCUGCUGGUGCUCACAGGGCUGAGGAUUCCCCUGGAAAUGGCUCCAGAUUUGGUGCCUUCAGCCCAUUGUUGAUGCUCUUGUACA
Molecule: messenger RNA, 939 nt
Organism: Colius striatus (speckled mousebird)
Lineage: Eukaryota; Metazoa; Chordata; Aves; Coliiformes; Coliidae
Gene: C1QB
Product: complement C1q B chain
Exons: 3
Coding region: 77-820 (247 amino acids)
Molecular function (GO): protein binding
Source: RefSeq, a predicted model, not a curated record